Phacochoerus africanus (Common warthog) is the source of this 930-nucleotide messenger RNA. RefSeq names its product olfactory receptor 5AC1-like. The transcript has a single exon. Gene Ontology annotation, molecular function: odorant binding; olfactory receptor activity; G protein-coupled receptor activity. The record is from RefSeq and is a predicted model, not a curated record. The coding region runs from base 1 to 930 and encodes 309 amino acids. Lineage: Eukaryota; Metazoa; Chordata; Mammalia; Artiodactyla; Suidae. Gene Ontology annotation, cellular component: membrane. Gene Ontology annotation, biological process: sensory perception of smell; G protein-coupled receptor signaling pathway.
AUGGAUAUGUUUGAGGCAAACAAGACACUGGUGACUGAGUUUGUCCUCACAGGACUUACAGAUCUUCCAGGGCUGCAAGUCCCUCUGUUCCUGGUGUUCUUGGUCGUCUACCUCACCACCAUGGUGGGAAACCUUGGACUGAUUUUUCUCAUCUGGAAGGACCCCCAUCUUCACACCCCCAUGUACUUAUUCCUGGGCAGUUUAGCCUUUGCCGAUGCUUGUUCUUCAUCCUCUGUGACUCCCAGGAUGCUUAUGAUUUUCUUAUAUGUGGAUCAUACCAUAUCCCUGGUUGAAUGCCUCACCCAAUUUUUUAUUUUUGCUUUUAGUGCCACCACAGAAUGUUUCCUCUUGGUGGUGAUGGCCUAUGACCGCUAUGUAGCCAUAUGCAACCCCUUGCUUUAUCCAGUGGUGAUGUCCAAUAGACUCUGCACUUGGUUGAUAAGUGUGUCAUAUGUACUUGGUUUUCUGCAUCCUAUGAUUCAUGUGGGAUUGUUAUUUAGAUUAUCUUUCUGCAGGUCCAAUAUAAUACAUCAUUUCUACUGUGAAAUCAUGCCACUUUUUACAAUUUCUUGCACUGACCCAUCUAUUAAUACAUUGAUGGUUUUUGUUUUGGGCACUUUUAUACAAACUUUUACUUUUGUAACAAUUACAGUCUCUUACACCAGUGUCCUCUUUGCCAUCCUGAAAAAGAAGUCUGAAAACAGCAGGAGAAAAGCCUUUUCCACGUGCAGUGCCCACCUGCUCUCUGUUUUCUUGUUCUAUGGCACCCUCUUUUUCACUUAUGUGUGUCCUGCGUCUGGCCCAGAGCAGUAUGAGAAUAAAAUGUAUUCACUGUUCUACACGAUAAUAAUUCCCCUGCUAAACCCUUUUAUUUAUAGCCUAAGGAACAAGGAAGUUUUAGGUGCACUUAGAAAAAUGGUAACGAAAUGA